GAGGAUGAGAGGCCAAAGAAUAAGAGGAAGGCAUCGGAGAAGAAGCAACAAAUUACAAAAAAAAGCCAUCAGCUGCACUUACAGCUGCUGCGGCAUUGAUGGGUAAGCAAAGGAUUUCUAGUAUGUUUACCUCUUCAGUGUUUAAGAGAGACGAUAAGACGACAAGGAAUUUGUCGUGCGAUAGCAUUGUAGAUGAUGUUAUAGCUGAAUUUGCUCCUGAUGAGGCUGACAGAGAGCGAAGGCGAAGGGGAAAUUCAAAUUCUAACUCAUUGCAUGCUUCGAGGAGUUCAAUUGCUAAUUUCAACUCGUUUACUGUCAAAACUGAGAAGGCUGUAGCUGAUAAUAACCUUGAUUUCAUGGUUAGACAGGAAGUCAAGAGUGUUACUGUUGAAAAUAGUGAGUCUAUUUUCGGUGGCUUACCUAAAAUUAGUAUCGAUGAAGGAAAUGAUUCGCCAAUGAUUACCAAAAUAGUGAGGUUUUAGAUGCUGAUGUGGAAACGAGGGAUAAUGAUAAUGUGGUAAAUUGUGCUGA
Lycium ferocissimum is the source of this 531-nucleotide messenger RNA. RefSeq names its product DNA polymerase alpha catalytic subunit-like. NCBI's taxonomy places the organism in Eukaryota, Viridiplantae, Streptophyta, Magnoliopsida, Solanales, Solanaceae. The record is from RefSeq and is a predicted model, not a curated record. Bases 99 to 482 code for a protein of 127 amino acids. The transcript has a single exon.